AUGCUUUCUUUUUUCGUCAAAAUCAUAUUUUCAAUUCUUCCUCGUCACUUCUCUGUGCACUUAUAUCCGUUUUCCGUUACAAAGCAUCAUCUAUUCUAUUCAUCGAACGCCCACCGAUCACAUUAUUCCACCUUUAGCAUUCGCCAUUACAUUCACUUUUUUUCUAAAAGAAGGAGUUGGGGUAUAACAAGUCUAUCUCUUUAUUUUUCACUUUUUCAAUUCAUUUAUUUUGUCGUUUUUACAGACACACCGUCCUUUUCAAAUUUUCUUUCUUGCUGUCCAGGAAUAUAUAUAAAUCUAUAUCUAUCUAUCUAUCUAUCUAUCUAUCUAUCUAUCUAUCUAUCUAUCUAUGUAUGUAUAAAAUUUACUAUUUAUCUAUCUACCACUUUUGAAUGUUCCGCGCUAAUCUAUCUAUCUAUCUAUCUAUCUAUCUAUCUAUCUAUCUAUCUAUCUAUCUAUCUAUCUAUCUAUCUAUCUCUUUCUGAGUUACCCUCCUGGUUCAUAUGUAACAAGAACAUUUAA
This is a messenger RNA of Acanthosepion pharaonis, 522 nucleotides long. The record is from the annotation of a GenBank genome assembly. Lineage: Eukaryota; Metazoa; Mollusca; Cephalopoda; Sepiida; Sepiidae.